UCACAUAUGUCUGGCUUUCCAAAAGGGAGGCGCUUGACGCCGGUAGAGGGUGGUGGGGAAAAAAAGACCGACGAACCGGGUGGAAGCCCUAAAAAGCGAACUGACGUUAUACUCCUUAAAUUGCUCUAUUUUUUACAAGUCUAUCUGGAGUGACUAAAGGUUGUUGUGCCCAGAUUCGACCCCACCACCUCUCCACGUCUCUUCAUCUGGUGUGUGUGUGUGUGUGUGUCUGUGUUUGGAUAGCACAGAGAGAGAUUGUUAGUCCUACAGUAGCGGUAUUCACUGGUUUCUCCAGACGGUCUCUCAGAGAUCCACCAUGGGUGACAUGAGUGAUCUGGACAGGCAGAUCGACCAGCUGAGGAGGUGUGAGCUCAUCAAGGAGAAUGAGGUCAAAGCCCUGUGUGCCAAAGCCAGAGAGAUUCUUGUAGAAGAGAGUAACGUACAGAGGGUGGACUCUCCGGUAACAGUGUGUGGUGACAUCCAUGGGCAGUUUUAUGACUUGAAGGAAUUGUUUAGGGUGGGAGGCGACGUUCCAGAAACAAACUACCUCUUCAUGGGAGAUUUUGUGGACAGAGGCUUUUACAGUGUCGAGACCUUUCUGUUACUACUUGCCCUGAAGGUGCGUUAUCCAGACAGAAUCACCCUGAUCCGGGGAAAUCAUGAGUCUAGACAGAUCACACAGGUGUACGGCUUUUACGACGAGUGUUUAAGAAAAUACGGUUCGGUCACGGUAUGGAGGUACUGCACAGAGAUCUUCGACUACCUGUCCCUCUCCGCCAUCAUUGACGGCAAAAUCUUCUGUGUACACGGAGGCCUGUCGCCCUCGAUCCAGACUCUGGACCAGAUCAGAACCAUCGACAGGAAGCAGGAAGUGCCUCAUGAUGGUCCCAUGUGUGAUCUUUUGUGGUCUGAUCCUGAAGACACCACAGGAUGGGGCGUCAGCCCGAGAGGUGCUGGAUAUCUGUUUGGCAGUGACGUCGUGGCCCAGUUCAACGCCGCCAACGACAUCGACAUGAUCUGCAGGGCACAUCAGCUUGUCAUGGAAGGUUACAAGUGGCACUUCAACGAGACUGUUCUCACUGUGUGGUCUGCUCCCAAUUACUGCUACAGAUGUGGUAAUGUGGCGGCAAUCUUGGAGCUUGACGAGCACCUGCAGAAAGAGUUCAUCAUAUUCGAAGCUGCUCCACAAGAAACGAGAGGCAUUCCCUCCAAAAAGCCAGUCGCUGACUACUUCCUGUGAGCUUCCUGCAUCCUUAGGAUGCAAGCGCUCUCAACAGGAAGUGGUGCUCUGUGUGUACUUGUAUUUCUGUUUCCCUCUCCCUGCCCAACUGUCUUAAUUGUGCUUUUUUUUUAAUUUCUAUUUUCCAUCCACUUUCACAUUCUCUUUGCCAUCAAGACACACAUUGGCAUUAUAUUCUCAUCCACUGCUGUGAAAUCUCUCGCUCUCAGACUCAUCGUAUGCUGUAGAUGUAGACGUUUAUUAUGUAUGUGAAUAGCAGUAGGGACAGUAGAAGAGUGAGACCGCUGGUUUCACAUGGCAUUUCUCCUGGUACUCAGAAAGCUGCAUCUUGAAAUGGCAGGUUGUUGGACAUUUUAUUUUCAUUUUCUUUCUUUACACUCUCUUCUCGUGUAAAUGUGUUCGAGAAUGGAUAUGCUUUGAUUCUAGUUUACAGUCUACUGUUUUCACCGGGGUCAUCAUAGUUUCACAGCUUUUGAGUUUUGUGCAGGAAACCACUGCAGAUGCUGAGCGCCCAACUCUGUGGAAAUAUAUGGACAUUAACUACACUGGAAAACAUCAACACGACACACACAAACCAAACUGGAGUUAGAAAAUGUGCUUUUCCCUCUCGACUGUUCUCUCUAUAGGACUUAUUGUUGAUUUUUAUUUUUAAUUUGUGAAAAUAAAAUGUACUUUUGUAUGAAUUUAA
Messenger RNA from Sinocyclocheilus rhinocerous, 1928 nucleotides. RefSeq names its product protein phosphatase 4, catalytic subunit b (gene ppp4cb). Bases 317 to 1240 code for a protein of 307 amino acids. NCBI's taxonomy places the organism in Eukaryota, Metazoa, Chordata, Actinopteri, Cypriniformes, Cyprinidae. The transcript has 10 exons. The record is from RefSeq and is a predicted model, not a curated record. Gene Ontology annotation, molecular function: protein serine/threonine phosphatase activity.